GAGGUUAUCAGGCUACAGCGCGAGUUCCGGUGCUGGAAGGAAUCGAACUGGUGUGCCUUCUCUGACUGUUGUGCCCACAAAAUCGCCGUCGAGGCUCCCGUCGGCACUGUCGUCGGCUACGUGCAGCAAAGACCAAGUUUUAUGGCUCCAAAGUAUAAGAUAAUGGACGCCGAUGAAAAGGACGUUCUCUACAUAGAAGGUCCAUGUUGCGUCUUCCAAGGCUGCCCAUGUGACGUCAACUUCACAAUUUUCUCCGCAACCGAUGGAGAGACAGAAGUAGGGAAAAUUCAAAAGCAAUGGGGCAAUCUUCUUCAAGAAAUGUUCACGUCUGCAGAUAAUUUUGGUGUAACAUUUCCAAUGGAUUUAGAUGUCAAAAUGAAAGCUGUGAUGCUUGGUGCCACAUUUCUUAUUGAUUUUAUGUACUUUGAAGGAGCUCAAAACAGAGGGCAUGCCCAUUACUACUGAUCAUACAAAGACACAGAGCAGAAUAGAACACUACUCAUAUAACCAUUCAUGGCAGAAAAAAAGAAAACAUUAAACCUACAACUAACCAUAUAAGGAUACAGUACAGCAUACAUCAGUGCUACAACUAAUCAUACAAGAGCACAAUACAGAAGAUAUCCACACAACAAAUAAUCAUACAAGAGCAUGUUAGAAGACACCAGUACACCAAAUAAUCAUACAAGAACGCAGACAGAAGACAUCAGCA
Molecule: messenger RNA, 709 nt
Organism: Ruditapes philippinarum (Manila clam)
Lineage: Eukaryota; Metazoa; Mollusca; Bivalvia; Venerida; Veneridae
Product: phospholipid scramblase 3-like
Exons: 5
Biological process (GO): plasma membrane phospholipid scrambling
Cellular component (GO): plasma membrane
Molecular function (GO): phospholipid scramblase activity
Source: RefSeq, a predicted model, not a curated record